Messenger RNA from Cuscuta epithymum, 518 nucleotides. Lineage: Eukaryota; Viridiplantae; Streptophyta; Magnoliopsida; Solanales; Convolvulaceae. The record is from the annotation of a GenBank genome assembly.
CUUAAUCUGGACUCUCCUGAAAAAGAAGUAGAUAGCCCACACCGUCAUGGUGCAAAGGAUGAGAUGAUCACCAGAGAAGAGUUCAUUGACCUCAAAACAACUGUAGCUGAGGUGACGAGGGUUGUCAACAAUUUGAAUCGUGUUAUUGUGAAGAACGCCACCAGCGUAUAUUCUCCACAAGUUGCUCAUGUUGGACCACCUUUAUUGGUGACUGCAUUCUCCACACCCAGAAAUUCUCCUGUAACAAGCCCAAAGAGCAUAAUGAAAAAGUUUAACUCUCCUCUUGGAGAGAAUCCCACAUCCCCACCUUCCUCUUCUGAAAACCAAAAACAAUCAAAAAAACUAAAAGAUGAACCUCACUUCGGCAGAAAGUUGUUUAAUCACAAGAUUGAGGGAAACUCAUCGGCGUGUUAUUUGAACUUCAAUCCAAUGAACACUCCAUUGUAUGAUGGAAGAUCAUCAGGGAUUACUAUACCGGAUUGUAUCCCCGUUGUGUUCAGGCCUCCUCAAAGUAUGGU